AUGGUCAACUGGAUUGCUGGUAUCGUAUUCAGUUUUGCCGACAGGAUCCAACCAGGCGAACUGGAUGAAAACUUCACCACAACAGUGUCUUUGAGCGGAGCAGACCCUAAUAACCACUCAUCCAUAGGUUUUUGCUUCAAGAAAAAUGGAAAUUGGAUCCAGCACAUAAUUCACACUGAAACAUCGGCAAUAACUUUAUCUCUAUUCGCUUUUGCUAUCUAUCUUGCUCAACAAGUGAGGAAAAAACUAAAAGAACCUACAUUUAGCACGAGAACGAAACGAUUACAACGUCGUUCGAACAACAUGCUUUUCGCUCAGACCUUCAAUCUCAUUGUACUGCUGCCGGUUCCACUGCUACUACAACCUUUUCUACUAUAUUCUGGAACCAACCAUUCGCGAAAGGAAGCAGCAUUCAACCACACAUCUGGGACAUACCACUUUUGCAGCCUAUCUCUCAAAAUGGACACAUACGAGAAACUGGAAGUACAACCGGGAGAGGUGCCACCGCCACCUCCACCAGACCUCCCUCCUCCUCCUCCUCCACCAGGCAAAUCAUCGCCAGCGCCAUUGAUGCCUCCAAUGAAAGAACAGAAGGAAAAGGAUAUUAAUGAACUCAAACCAUUACGCGCUGGCGAUGACGUAAAUUUGUCUGAUACACCCAAAAAGCCAUUGCUGCCAAAGGCAUCACCUGCCAAGCCUAUUAAAGCAAAUCAAAAAAGCAAUCAAAAGGGUAAAAGGCCAGUUGCUGGAAAGUCCACAACCAAAUCGAAAUCAUCGCAGUCUGGUAUGAGCUCGAAAUCGAAUGUUCAAAUAGUUUUGCUCAUGUCAAUUGGUGUCUCUUUGGCUUUCGCCUUGAUAUUCAUGUUCAUGACUAUAUUUGGUCUUUUGCAUCUAAAAAGCCGUGCCAUCUAUGCUUCAAAUGCUGAAACUCUGAAGAAGAGCGGCGGCGAACAUUACUGCGAUCAAUUUUGCAGCAAGUCGUCUUCAACCAACUUUAAGAUGAAUGAAGAGAAGAAAGAAAUUGAAGGAAGGGAAGGAGGAAUGGCAGUUUCCCAAUCGAUGUCUAAUUUGGGUGAUGAAAAUGAAAUUCGCGAACGGAAGACGUCGACUCGAUCGUUGAAAAAUAGCUGGAGUUACUCUGUACCGAGCUUCGUCUCCAUGUCCGGCAAAUUAGGAGAGCUUUGGACGUCAGCAAGAGAAAGUAUCUUCGGUGAAGACUACUGGAUUCCGUCAAAUGUUGAUGAAGUAACUCAGUUUCCACCGGAACUUCUUCAAGAACAUAAGAUUGUGUUUCCUGAGAACGAAUUCGAUCCACCGCUUAGAGUUGUGCAAGGAUCGUAUAAGAACAAUCCUUCUGAAAAGUUGUUUCAUGUGGUAGCAUCAUUGGGAGAAACUCCCAACUCUCCAGUAUACAGCUUAUUUCGGUCCAAUGAACUUGAAGAUGCAGUUGAUCUUUGCCGAAGAUGCAUGGAGUGCCAAAUGCUAUUCAAAUUUCUAGAUUCAAAUAACGAUACCAAAAGGCGAGUACAAGACGUGAUGAUAAAGUUGAAGCAAUUUCCUCUAUAUGGGAUGAUCCAUAUUGCAAUCGCUUGCGAUCGGAUGGAUCUGUUUACUAAUGACAGUAUUGAGAAUCUCGACAACACUGAUAAUUCGUUCAAAAGCCACAUGAACAUGAUGGUUCAACCAGAGGGCAAGUAUCCAUUGUUACUGGCGAUCGAAAUGCAUCGUCUGGAAAUAGUGCGACGAAUGCUGGCAUUAGGUGCUGACCCGAUGGUUGUGGAUAUUAAUGGAAAUAAUGUUAUGCACUAUGCUUCAGUUUCUGGAGUGCCCGUUAUUGAACUGCUUUGGGAAUUCGAAGAAUGUCAUGGUCUUAUCAACCACACAAAUGACGAAGGAUAUACUCCGGUUAUGUUAGCGAUAAGAGCAGCAAGUCCGCGAUGCGUUGCCGCACUUCUUAACUGUGGAGCUGAGCUGACAGUCGUUCCUCAUGGCCGUAAUCCUCUCUUCGAAGCUGUGCAGAGCAAAGGCACCACCCCAGACAUAAUCAAAGCCCUUCUUCAUGUCUCACCUGAGCUUCUCACCGAGCGAGAUUCUACCGGCAAUACUGUAGUCCACGCUGCAAAGUAUAAAUCUUCUUUGGUGGGUUUGAUGAUGCUCAAAUCUGAUGACAUCGAUUUGGACGCUACAAACAAUAUUGGACAAACACCUCUGCACAUUUACACGCACAAGGGAGCGAUUGGUUUGAUGGUGACAAUACUAUCUAAUGGAUGCAACAUAAAUGCUCAAGAUAGGAAUGGAAAUACAGCACUACAUGUUGCCGCUACAAGAAGAAACACAGAGGCUGCUCGACUCUUGCUUUGCUUGGGUGCGAACCCUAACAUCAGCAAUGCAAAUGGUGACAGUCCAAGACAUAUGGCUGCACGUCUGAAGGAAGCAUCCCUUUUGGAAUCUCUGGUAAUGUGUGGUGCUUUGCCAUGCAAGCCCAACAAACUUGGCUGUGUUUCCGGCUGCACGAGUGAUUUGACCUCGGUUCAGCGAAACUCUGAAGCCGUCAAUAUGGAAGAGCCGAUACGAGAAUUCAUACAAAAGCAGUGCUACGAUGGUCUCAUUGCUCGCCUUGAAGAACUAGCAAACCGUGGUGAAAAGCCUCAUAACAUGAUUAACCUUUUAUCGAUGGAUGGCGGUGGGAUUCGAGGACUUGCUAUGAUACAGGUGCUCAUGGAAAUAGAGAAAGAACUCAAUGAAUCAGUUUUUUCCUAUUUUGACUGGGUAGCUGGAACUUCAACUGGUGCUCUGCUCGCCACGGGCCUUGCUCAAGGUAAAUCUCUCAGAGAAUGUCAACACCUUUACUUACGCUUCAAGGACUUCAUAUUUAAUAAAUGGACCUUACCCUACGACGCUGCUGCUGUGGAAGAGUUCAUGAAGGAAACCGUUGGAGAGGAAACAAUGAAGGAGAUUGAUUAUCCAAGGCUGAUGUUUUCCACAGUAAAGGCAGAUCGAUUUCCCGUGAAGCUGGAAUACAUGAGAAAUUAUCGAUUGCCAAUUUCUGAGGAAGACAACGUCCGCUUAGGUUUUGGCGAUCCGGCAGAUAUACCCACUUGGAAAGCACUGCGUCGAACUUCAGCGGCUCCAAUGUUUUUUCCACCAGACGAUGUAUACAUAGACGGCGGUAUAAUCGCUAACAAUCCUUUGUUAGAUUUACUUUCGGAAGUGGAGCUCUAUAACGGCACAAACACAUAUUUGGGCCAACCCGAGAAAAAUGUUGAAAUCGGCUGUGUACUGUCUUUUGGCACUGGCCAAAUUCCUUCAACACGACUUGAUCCUUUGCACAUCGGCAUCUCUAACCCGAUCUCAAGUGCCCUCAACUUUAAAAACCUCAGUCUCGUGAUUGUUGAUCAGGUAGCAGCAAGCGAAGGAGCACCAGUUGACCGUUCAUUUUCAUGGUGUAAUGCCUUGCGAAUACCAUUUUUCCGAUUUAGCGCACCGCUACGCAAGGCUAUUGGCGUAACAACGAAGAAUGACAAUGACAUUGCGACCAUGAUGUGGGAUUGCGUUGAAUACUCGCAUAAAAAUCGUACAAAGAUUGUCAAGCUAUGUGAGCUGCUCAAGCGAAUCGGGAAGACGCCAAACGACCGUGAAAGAAUAUCAAUUGCUGCUUCUUAG
Cylicocyclus nassatus is the source of this 3663-nucleotide messenger RNA. Lineage: Eukaryota; Metazoa; Nematoda; Chromadorea; Rhabditida; Strongylidae. The record is from the annotation of a GenBank genome assembly.